This is a messenger RNA of Mesorhabditis belari, 591 nucleotides long. Lineage: Eukaryota; Metazoa; Nematoda; Chromadorea; Rhabditida; Rhabditidae. The record is from the annotation of a GenBank genome assembly.
AUGCCGUUUUCUCAUCAUCGAAUUUGGAAAAACCGGAAUAUUAAUUGUGUCUGUUUUUUAAUAGUUCUUGUUGGUAAUUCCUUGUGCUAUCAAUAUCUUUUCUAUACGGGAAAGAUUUUCAUGGAAUUUAAUGGUUAUAUUGUGCAAGGACCUGCAGCGGCGGCGCAAACAGCUUUUGCGAUUUCAACUGUUCCAGUGAUGAGCUUUGUGUAUCCGUUUGCGUCGCUUGGAAUCAAUAUCGUGAUCUUUUUCGCUUUGCUUCAUUUGAGAUGGAAACGAAAAAGUAAAAAGGCGAUGGGGACAAUCGAGUGGAAUCUCUUCUUGAUUUGUCUUUUCACUCUCAUCAUUCAAUUCCUUCUGAUGUUGUUUCUGAGAUACGCGUAUAAAAUAUUUGAUCUAUCAACGGUUGCAUUCGGGUUGAAUCUUGUCUCCGAUUUCUCAACGCUAAGUGAAACUUUCAUCGGUUUGGCUUUAAAUACGACAAUGCGUGGGAAAAUGAUUGACAUGCUGAUCAAAUCGACGAGCUUCAGGAAGAUUUUCAAAGGAUCGUCCACCCGACAAGAAACAUCAAUUCUAAAAGUCACUGCUUGG